CCUGACAGUAAUUUCUUUGUUUUGUUCGUUUAAUUUUUUGUCAGCUGCACAAAAAACAAAAUUAAAUGAAUUUCCUUCUAAUUUCUUCUUUUCUUCUGCUGCUAAUUAGCUUUAGCAAUGCCAAAGUCUUCCAUUAUCAACCUGAACAGGUUCAUAUUUCGUACGGAGACAAAAUCGAUGAAAUCGUCGUAACUUGGAGCACUUUCGACGCCACAAACGAAUCCACGGUUCUUUUCAACGUUCAUGGCGACUUUCAUCAAACGCCGGUGUCGGGAUUCGCCAAACUCUUCGUCGACGGCGGAGAAUUAAAGCAUUCGCAGUACAUUCAUCGCGUCACUUUGCGAAAUUUGAAGCCGGCAACGUAUUAUUCCUACGUUUGUGGCAGCGAACUUGGAUGGUCUCCGGUUUUUUCGUUCAAAACUCCUCGUUUCGACUCGAAAUGGAGUCCAUCGUUUGCGAUUUUUGGCGAUAUGGGCAACGAAAAUGCCCAAAGUUUGGCCUUUUUGCAGCGCGAAUCGGAACAGGGGAUGUACGACGCCAUCAUUCACGUCGGGGACUUUGCGUACGACAUGGAUUCGGAAAAUGCGACGAUCGGCGAUGAAUUUAUGAAUCAAAUUCAGCAAAUUGCUGCUUAUGUGCCGUAUAUGGUGUGCACGGGAAAUCACGAGGAAAAGUACAACUUUUCGAAUUAUCGUGAAAGGUUCAGCAUGCCGGGCAACAGUGAGAAUCUUUGGUACAGUUUCGACCUUGGACCCGUUCAUUUCAUCGGAAUUUCCACGGAAGUCUAUUAUUUCUUGAGUUACGGCAUCAAAACGUUGGUCAAGCAGUAUCUGUGGCUCGAAAAAGACCUCAAAGAAGCGAGCAAACCGGAAAAUCGCGCCUUGCGUCCUUGGAUCGUCGUUUAUGGGCAUCGACCGAUGUACUGCUCGAACGGAAAUGUUGCCGAUUGUAACGCUCAUGAGACUUUAACGCGUGUCGGAUUGCCAUUUUUCAAGGCUUUUGGCUUGGAAGAGCUCUUUUAUGAACACGGCGUUGAUGUGCAGAUUUGGGCGCAUGAACAUUCGUAUGAGAGACUCUUUCCGCUGUACAAUUACAAAGUCCUUAACGGGAGCAAAGAGGAACCUUAUACGAAUCCGAGAGCGCCAGUUCAUGUGAUUACGGGAUCAGCCGGUUGUGACGAAGGAAGAACGCCAUUUUUGGAAGAUCGACCGGCGUGGAGUGCCUUUAGGAGUAACGAUUAUGGAUAUACGAGAAUGAAGGCGCACAACGAGACGCAUUUGUAUUUCGAACAAGUGUCGGUCGAUAAAAAGGGAGAAAUUAUCGAUUCGUUUUGGAUUAUCAAAGAUCGUCAUGAUGUACCUUAUGCUCAGAUGUAAUAGAAAAAUUCUAUAAAAAAAAAAUAAAUAAAAUAAAUUCUAAUGAAAAAUCAUUUUUUUUUACU
This is a messenger RNA of Culicoides brevitarsis, 1441 nucleotides long. Its product is annotated as acid phosphatase type 7-like. The transcript is spliced from 2 exons. NCBI's taxonomy places the organism in Eukaryota, Metazoa, Arthropoda, Insecta, Diptera, Ceratopogonidae. The record is from RefSeq and is a predicted model, not a curated record. The coding region runs from base 66 to 1376 and encodes 436 amino acids. Gene Ontology annotation, molecular function: metal ion binding; acid phosphatase activity.